AUGGCGAGUUCCGAGUGGGUGUACGCCGGAGUCCAUUUGUCCAUCGACAACUACGUUAUUCCACCAGAAAAGCUAUUCCCUACGCCAUCCAACCUAGAUGGGCUCGACGCGGAAACUGAAUUUGAUCUUCGCUAUAUUGGUUGCGAACUUAUUCAGGACGCUGGGACACUUCUAAGGCUUCCUCAGGUGGCUAUGGCAACUGCUCAGGUCCUUUACCAACGAUAUUUUUACUCAAAGUCCUUUGUAAGAUACGUCUACGAGCAUUACGCAAUGGCGUGCAUAUUCUUAGCUGCAAAGAUAGAAGAGUGUCCCAGACGGAUUCGUGAGGUCAUUAAUGUAUUCCAUCACAUGAAACAAGCUCGAGAGGCAAGGCAAUUCACUCCUGUAUUGUUCGAUCAAGCCUACGUCAACUUGAAGAGACACAUCAUUAAAGCGGAACGUCGUGUUUUAAAAGAAUUGGGGUUUUGUGUUCACGGAAAACAUCCACAUAAACUUAUUAUAAUGUAUCUCAGAUCGCUCUCGUUCGAGAACAACAAGGAACUUGUCCAAACAUCAUGGAAUUGUAUGAAUGAUGUGCUGCGGACGGACGUCUUCGUGCGUCACACCCCCGAAGCGGUGGCCUGCGCGUGUAUUUUCCUCGCUGCUAGACGCCUGGGGAUCCCUCUUCCUCGACAUCCUCCAUGGUGGGAAAUGUUUAAUGUUGACGACGAGUCUGUGCACGAAAUCGCAUUAUGUCUUCAGCGUUUGUAUGCUAGGGAAAAGCCAAGCAUUAGCGCUCUAGAGUCGCGUUUAGCUGAAUCAGAGCGUGCUGUCCCCAAUGGUAUUAAAAGCAAAAGUUCUCCUACAGCAUCAGCCUCAGAGACGAUUCAGCCUGAGGUAUCUGCGCCGCCGGAAUCAGUUAAGCAUCCUUCGGAUAAGGCAAAUGGUGUCACCGUGACUGAUACCAAGGAUCCCAAGGUUCUGAAGAAACGGUCCAGAAGCCCUUACAACGAUGGUAAGUAUCGGCGACGGCAUAGAUCGCGAUCACCAUCAAGCUAUUCGUCCACAUCAAGUCGCUCCGAUAGAUCACCUCCCAAGCAUACGUCGCGCGGUCGGAUUUCUCCCCACCGGUCCAGUCGCAAUGAUCUUGAUAGAAAAACUUCCAGAUCAUCCUCUCGUUAUGUCGACGAGGCACGCAGUCUCUCGCAGGUGGUCCAGCUUCCCCAGGAAUUUCUUCCCGCUCGGUCUCCAGCCCACGGUGGUUUUGGGUAUAUGAUUUUCAAGGGACUGCUUGAAGUCUUCAUUCACGAUGCGCCAUUCACAAUCAUUAGAGUAACCGACUGGGGCCGCCGGCUGAAGGGCGUCUAUCUCUGUGUGUUGCAAGUUAGCAUUGCCCUCUACUCUGACUCCGACCUUGAAUAUAUCACUGGCUGGGGUGUGCUUCCCUCUUUUGCACACCGGAAAGCGGACAUUUACUCUUUGGUAGCACAGAUUGCGGAAUUGAAGACCCCUGUAUUUGUCUGGAUGAGUUUCUCGCAAAUCGAAUCAAUUUUUCUGGCAUAA
Molecule: messenger RNA, 1542 nt
Organism: Echinococcus granulosus
Lineage: Eukaryota; Metazoa; Platyhelminthes; Cestoda; Cyclophyllidea; Taeniidae
Product: Cyclin-L2
Exons: 10
Coding region: 1-1542 (513 amino acids)
Biological process (GO): regulation of transcription by RNA polymerase II
Cellular component (GO): nucleus
Molecular function (GO): cyclin-dependent protein serine/threonine kinase regulator activity
Source: RefSeq, a predicted model, not a curated record